UCUCUCACUCUCCCGCAGUCGUUAAGUCAGACAGCAAAGGAGGAAGGGAAGGCAGAGAGACCGAGGGAGGUCUGACGACACCAGCCCACCUCACCUAUCCUCAAUGCUCAGACUGAUCAAUGCAAGCAAGCAGCCGGGUCACAUCUGGCUCUGAUUUAUUCUGGAGGAACAUCAAGGCUUUUUGGAACCGAGCUGUCACUCUGCAAGUAGAGUGUGCAACCCUUUCUCUGCCAGGACCAAAUCUAAAAGGAGCUCUCGGAGCAGUGCAUGUGCAAGUGUCCAUGGCGGGAGUGAGCAGUGGUUUUGAGUGCUGGAGGUCCAAUGUAAGGAUGGAGGACAAAUGUUCCAGGUUAACGGUGUUCUGCACCGUCUGCUGAUCCAGCCUCCCAGGGAACAUCCAGCCAAACGAAGAAGAAGAAGCAGAAGCAGAAGAAGCAGAAGAAGCAGAUAAAGAGACAAGAACUUAAUUCACCGGCAACCUUUGGUUUUCCUCCAGUGGUGAAAGAUGCUGUGGUGCAGCUUUGACCACCACUUGCUCUCACUGGCGGCACUUCUCGUAAUUGUGAGCUGUGGAGGAGGGGAGCAAAGGAGAGGGACGGAUAGCAGCGCCAGCGGCACAGGUGGCAGCAGCAGCAGCAGCGGCAGCAGCAGUGGAUCAACUGGUAGCAGCAGUAGUAGUAACUACAGCAGCAGACGCUCCCACAAGAUCCAGCACGGCCAGUGCACCUACACCUUCAUCCUACCUGAGGAGGAUGGAGCCGGAGGCGGCGGCUGCAGGGAGGCGAAAGCCAGGGAUCCCCAGUACAACGCCAACUCUCUGCAGAGGGACGCUCCGCCACCUGAGCCAGAGUUUCCAAACCAGAAGAUCCAGCAGCUCGAGCACAUUAUGGAGAAUUAUACCCAGUGGCUGCAGAAGAUUGAAAACUACAUCAAAGAGAGCAUGAAGACGGAGAUGGCCCAGCUGCAGCAGAGCGCCGUCCACAACCACACGGCAGCCAUGUUGGAAAUGGGCACCAACCUCCUUUCUCAGACCGCCGAGCAGACGCGCAAGCUGACUGACGUGGAGACGCAGGUCCUGAAUCAGACGUCGAGGCUCGAGAUCCAGAUGCUGGAAAAUUCUCUCUCCACUAAUAAGCUGGAGAAGGAGCUAAUGGUCCAGACCAACGAGAUCAGCAAGCUGCAUGACAAGAACAGCCUCAUGGAGCAGAAGAUGUCAGAGAUGGAGACGCGGCACCACGAGGAGCUAGAGACACUGAAGCAGGAGAAGGGAAGCCUCCAGACCCUGGUGGGGAGGCAGAGCGGCGUUAUCCGGGAGCUAGAAACCCAGCUGAGCCGCGCCACGGGAAACAGCACAGCCCUGCAGAGACAGCAGCAGGAGAUGAUGGAUACCGUCCACAACCUGCUCAACCUCUGCUCCAAAGACGGAGUUGUUCCUAACAGCACAAAGGUCGCGGACGAAGAGAAGAAGUUCCGCGACUGUGCCGACCUCUACCUGGCCGGCUUCCAUAAGAACGCCAUCUACACCAUCCAGAUCAACGCCCUGGAGACCAAAAAGGUUUAUUGCAACAUGGAGACAGCCGGUGGUGGAUGGACGGUGAUCCAGCGCAGAGAAGACGGCAGCAUGGACUUCCAGAGGACGUGGAAGGAGUACAAGAUGGGUUUUGGCAGCGUGUCCGCAGAGCACUGGCUGGGGAACGAGUACGUUUACCAGUUGACCAGUCAGCGGCAGUACGCUCUGCGUGUGGAGCUGACAGACUGGGAUGGACACCAGGCCUUCUCUCUGUACGACCGCUUCCAAAUUGGCAGCGAGAAACAGAACUACAGGCUGUUCCUGAAGAGCCACAGUGGGACCGCGGGCCGACAGAGCAGCCUGGUGAUCCACGGAGCAGACUUCAGCACCAAGGACAUGGACAAUGACAACUGCCAGUGCAAGUGCGCCCUCAUGCUCACCGGAGGUUGGUGGUUCGACGCCUGCGGCCCGUCCAACCUCAACGGCAUGUACUUCACCCAAGGGCAGCACAUAGGGAAGCUGAACGGUAUCAAGUGGCACUACUUCAAGGGCCCCAGCUACUCGCUACGAGCCACGGCCAUGAUGAUCCGCCCACUGGACUUCUCGUAGUCUUUUGAACCCGUGAACUUUUAAAGGUAGAACAUUAAAGGGACGCUUCCUAUUUUAUCCUCUUGUCUCAUCUCAUUUCGCCGGCCACGGGAGUCACCCUAUAAAUCUUAUAUUCAACUGGUUCCCCCCCCCCCACCCUACCCCCCCACCCCAGAGCAGCUGCUGUUGCUGUGCUACUGUUGCCUCGUAACCUUUCCCCUCGUUGAGCUGCCACGAGGAGGACAGAGCGACAUAGGAUUCCCCCCCGAACUGAUUUCUCAGAUUCACACACUUGAGAGGGACAAACGUUUUGAAGCGUGUUAACUCGAACCCCCGGGAUUCGUGCACAUUUUGAGCACAGUUCACAACCAGGAGGUCAUACCACCAUCCUCCCUUUAUUCCUGAGGAACCUUUUGUCGUAACCAUGCAGAGAACUGGACUCUCCUGAAUGGAAAGCAGCUCAGCCGGAGCAGACUCUGAAGAACUGCAGGACAGAACAUUUCUGAAACACUUUUAAAGAGACUAAUGAGAGACGUUGCUUUUUUUUUUUAUUAAAGUGUAAAUCACAGAAAAACAGCCCAUAAAUGUUGUGACUAUGUUAUGUUGUAUUAUUUUGUGUUAUUCCAAUUCUCCGCAGUAUCCAACGUGAGUUCAGAUUGUCUUGUGUCCUGUGCAGUCAGCUGAACUGCAUAUUUGCAUCACGUAUGAAACACACGCUCGUUUUGUUAAAGGAACACAAUGUAACUUUUUUCUGAACAGCGCCCUCUGCAGGCUCGUUGCUCUGCUCGUCUGUGGUGCCUCCUCCACGGAUGCUAACACCUGCAGAUUUGUCGUAUCUUUGAUUGUUAAUAUUGUUGCGUGGUACAAACAGCCUGAUCUUUGUUCGGUACUUUGCCGUGUACGUUGUAGAACUCAAAAAACGUCCACAAGUCUCUUCUCAGAUGCAUCUCUGUCCUCACUCUUGGUGUAGGACAUCUUGGAUUGCUAGCAUCCUCCAUUUUUUUGGCAAAAUGACGCAACAUACCAGCUCACUUUAUAGAUACAAGCGAGGCAGGCGAUAGGUCGAGCUGACAGUGAGUGCCCUCUGCUGGAUCAUGUGGUAAACUACUUCAGAUGGUCUCAUGUGCUUCUCUUUGGAAUAUUUACAAUUUCAACCAAACAUUAGAAUCUUCGUGUCUGAACAAAUCAGGGGUUUUCAUGUCGAAAUAAAAACAGUAUUAAUGUGUCGUCCCACUCGCUGAACUAAAAACACAAGUGAACGUUGGAUAUUACCCAUAAUCCCCGACUUCCUGAUCCAGAAGAGAAACAAAUAAGACUCUGUUUAGAAUUCUUCAUAUUUAGCAGUUAUUUUAGUUUCCUUGGCUGAUUAUUGGAGAUAAACGCUGGUUUUUAAUGACUUCUAAGUCUUUUCAACUGAUCUACAGUCACUCAACAUUACUCUUCAACUUGCUGGAGCUGAGGAGAACAAGAACAAACAUUCAUGGUGAAGUAGGAAUUAAAUAGGAAUGAAUUAAUCCCUUCUCUUUAUUCCAAGUUAGUGUCUGAUCAAACUACUUCUGAAGCUUCUAUUUGAAGGGGAGACGUGGUGUAGCUCUACAGUGACCUUGAGAUCUGAGUGAUGAUGUGCCGGUGGUAACAGUUACAGCACGAGGGUCACUCGCUGGCUUCGCUGGCAGUCACACACUUGCCGUCUCGACGGAGCGUGAUUAUUUUUAGAGCUCGCGAUGUGAGGUUAUUAUUGGAUUAGAAUCUGGACCCGGAUCAAUUUGCUUUUCGUUAUUGGCCGAGAAACAUUUCGGACCGGCCAAGGAUCAGACUGUGUGAUCCCCUUACCUCUGCUGAGUGGGAAAAACAAGGACAUUAAUUCAUAUUACAUUUUAUCAGUGACAUCUAACAACCACAACUGGGGGCGUCAGGGGAAGAAAAACAUUUGCAAGUGAUGCAUAUUUUCAAAACUCUACAGAUACGAGGUAUGAUGAUAUAAUCAAAACAAUGCUUAUAUUAAGCUGGUGUCUUACACACACACACUCACACAGACACACACUUCUGACCACAACACAAAGAUCAAACCAUUGAGACGAGUUGCAUUCAAAGUAUUUCUCACAGACAUGUUACAUUGCACCGCGUCGUCCUCGAGCCGGUUUCUGUUUCUCAUCAAUGCAGCUUGUAAAAAAGAAAGAGGAGCUGGAUAUGAACCAUGAAAUUAAAGAUUCCACCGAGUGAUCCGUGUGAACACACACUGCAUUUCAUAACUCGCAGCUUAUAACAACACACUCCACCGUGGAGUAUUUACUGAAGGUACAUGUGGCAAGAAGAUAAAGUGUAUCUGGAACUUGUAUAACUGCAUUUGACAUGUUUAUUAGCAUACUAUAAUUUAACAUGUGUGUAUGUAAAUCAGCUUUCCCGAGGAAAGCGCUUCUUUUUAUUUCUCUGUUUUUACUCUGCCAGAAGUACAAAUGGUGUUUUGAAGUUGAGCAUAAAACACACGAGUUAAGAUAAUAACCCUGGAGAAAUGUGCCUUUGAUAACUCUGCUUUUACCUCAUUAAAUUCUAGAUUUUGCAGAUUUAUUUAAACAUCUUUUGUAACAUGUGGUCAGUGUUGUGUUGCUAGAUUAAAUAAAAGAGCAUGAGAUGCACU
This is a messenger RNA of Platichthys flesus (European flounder), 4736 nucleotides long. RefSeq names its product angiopoietin 1 (gene angpt1). Lineage: Eukaryota; Metazoa; Chordata; Actinopteri; Pleuronectiformes; Pleuronectidae. Gene Ontology annotation, molecular function: receptor tyrosine kinase binding. The record is from RefSeq and is a predicted model, not a curated record. The transcript is spliced from 9 exons. Gene Ontology annotation, biological process: Tie signaling pathway; angiogenesis. The coding region runs from base 506 to 2119 and encodes 537 amino acids.